CCAGAGCAUAUGCGAACCAGAUCAAAAAGGCCUUAUUUUUAGAAAAGUUAAAUAAAUUCACAAAAUUGUCAAACUCAAUGUUUGGAGUAGAGCCUAGUGUGCGUAAAUUGUACUUAUCUGUGAAACGAAACACGUGCCGUAACUAAAACACACACAGGCAGCACGGCUGUCAGCUUGUGCAGACGGACAACAACAAUAUCUACCUGAAGAAAAAAUCUACCGACCCGACCCGACUGCUCUGCUGCUUGCACAAUAAGAAAAAAGGACGACAGCGAAAAAUGGCAGAGGCAGUGGGUAUGGCGGAUCGCAUUGUCGAACCGAAGCGUUUCUUUUGCCACAUGUGCAAUGUGGAGAUUAACAUUCCAAGCGCGGACUUCACCUGUCCCCUGUGCUCAAAUGGUUUUGUUGAGGAGCUACCGGCAAACGCUCCUGAGCUGGUGGCCCCAACAGCAGGCGGCGCCACAACCAGUGCACGGGCGGGCAGCAGUGGUAGUGCCUCUUCGGGCUCCAACGACACAUUGAGUCGCGGCAGCUCGUCCAGCGGAUCGCAGUCGAAUGUGGAGGCUUUACGGAACGAUAUUGUCUCGCUGUUGAACAUGCGUAAUGUGCCCAAUUUGGAGAUCACCAUUGAGCCAAAUCGUCGACAGGCUAAUGUGCUACACGUGGGAGGAUACACACCCCUGAGUGCGGCAUCCAGUGCCGGACUGACCGCCGGCGGACGUGUGCGUCCGGCCAAUCUGGAUCGCCUGGACAACGUGCUGUUUGACUUUCUGCAAAGCCUGCCCUUGGCCGGCGCCACUGCAGAGUUUGUGACUGGACCCGGGGGCGGUGUGCCCGGCAAUUCGCACAUGUUUUUCAUGGGCAACCCCGGCGACUAUGCAUGGGGACGCGAGGGAUUGGACACGAUUGUCACCCAGAUGCUCAACCAAAUGGAGACCUCCGGCCCUCCGCCACUGUCGAGCAAUCGCAUCAAUGAAAUACCAAAUGUGCAGAUUACCUCUGAAGAGGUAGAGAAAAAGAUGCAAUGUUCGAUAUGCUGGGAUGACUUCAAAAUGGAUGAGACCGUUCGCAAGCUGCCGUGCUCGCAUCUGUACCACGAGAAUUGUAUUGUGCCGUGGCUAAAUCUGCACAGUACUUGCCCCAUUUGCCGCAAAUCGUUGGCGAAUGACGCCCACGAUGUCGAUGAGGAACAACUAGUCAUGCUCGACGGAUUUCCCGCCCAGCGAAAUGGCGCGCGGGCCAGCAGCUCCACCAUUGGAACAGGCACUGGCAACUCAACCGCAGCCAGCACUAUCGAUUCGCCCGAAAGUCCCUCGCCCAGUGAGCGUGCCCCGGCACGCAACAAUGUAUUUACCUUUGAUGACGACAAUAUGUUUCUGGACUAGCUAAAAACACGAAAUGCAAACGGUAGGAAGGAUGCGUAUAUUGAUAUUCAAAAUUAGGCCAAAUCUCUCUGGCACUGGCUCAAGAAGUGUAGCCCUUAAAUAAAAUUAAACUAAUGCAUACAUG
Molecule: messenger RNA, 1509 nt
Organism: Drosophila obscura
Lineage: Eukaryota; Metazoa; Arthropoda; Insecta; Diptera; Drosophilidae
Gene: Iru
Product: E3 ubiquitin-protein ligase Iruka
Exons: 1
Coding region: 279-1385 (368 amino acids)
Biological process (GO): positive regulation of DNA-templated transcription; ubiquitin-dependent protein catabolic process; protein ubiquitination
Cellular component (GO): nucleoplasm; cytoplasm
Molecular function (GO): ubiquitin protein ligase activity
Source: RefSeq, a predicted model, not a curated record